Messenger RNA from Drosophila kikkawai, 868 nucleotides. RefSeq lists its product as uncharacterized. The record is from RefSeq and is a predicted model, not a curated record. Lineage: Eukaryota; Metazoa; Arthropoda; Insecta; Diptera; Drosophilidae.
GACAAAACAUUAGCCGGGAUACCAAAAGUCAGAUCCCCACACACAUUUGAGAUUCGAACACGACCUGUUUGUAUAGCCCUAUCGGAUCUUACACACUUUCGCACCAAAUUUGAUUGACAAGCAAGGAAAUCGAGUUCUCGGUCAACAAGAUGAUCCAGUAUGAUACGGUCGUGGUUAAGAAUGUGUCCUGGCAGCCGGACCUCCAUACGGAGGGAACCUAUGUGUGCCCCUUUCCGGAGCCACCGGCGGCGGAGCCCCAUUUGCGUACCGGCAACUGGUAUGGCCAUCUGGAGCCGCACCAGCGGCUCUUCUACCAUCAGACUAUGAACUCGGUGCGUGCCAGCAAGCGAUUUCGCGCUAAUCCAAACAUCCCAAAGGAUACGUUAGACUUUCAGCUGCAGUCACGGUACGACCAUACCCGAGAGGCCUUUCCGGACAAGGUCGACUAUGUGAUGCAGCGGGAGACGUGCCGGGCAAUUUCAAGCUGGUCGGCUCCUGGAGCAGCCAAUGAAAUAGGGGCACGGCACAAGUCGUUCCGGGUGCUGCGGAACACGCGUAUGAUUCGCCGUAUGCAGGAGGACGCUUUGGGCCACCCAUUGCGUAUUGGUGGUUGCAAGGAGAAAAUUCAUCCACACAGCACCAAGCUAAUUUGCAGCGGCGUCCACAACCAGCUGGUCAAUAAUGGAUUCUCGCGCCAGACCUCCGACGGCAACUUCUUCCGCUACUAGACACACUUUCGCCUUUCCAGAUAAUUUCGUUAGUUUUGUUUUUGGAUUCCUGAAUAAAUUAAUGGCUAGGAGCAGCCGUCACGCAGUCGCCUCCAGCUUGGGCUGCUUGGCCAAGUGCUCCGCAUCACUAUCAUCCUCAA